AUGAGCGACGAGGUCAAGAGCAUGGGGUCCGCAUCCGCGGACACGGCGCUUGACAACGGCUCCAGCUCCCACGGCACCGGCGGCGGCGGCGCUCCAACGACGGACCAUGCCAGCAUCGUGAAUGGCAGCGGCGACGACGCCGACGCCAUUGUGCUGCGGCGCAAGAAGCCCAUUGCCGGCUGGCGCCUCGCCAUCAUAUUCGCAUGCGUCGGCAUGGGCCUCUUCCUCUCCCUCCUCGACGCCACCGUCGUCGCCACCAUGCUCGUCGACAUUUCCGCCGAGUUUCAAGACUUUAAAACCUCUUCCUGGGUCGUCUUGGCCUAUACCCUCACCGAAGUUGGCUUCGCCGUCGCCAUGGCGCGCCUCUCCGACGCCCUCGGCCGCAAGACCAUCGUCUGCACCUCCUUUGCCAUCUUCCUCGCCGCGUCCAUGGGCUGCGCCGCCUCCGCCAACCUCGACCAGCUCAUCGGCUUCCGCGCCGCGCAGGGCGUCGGCGGCGCGGGGCUCUACUCCAUGGCCAUGAUCACCUACCCGGAGCUGAGCCCGCCGUCGCGCGUCGUUCUCGUCACGUCGGCCCUCGGCGUCAUAGUCGCCCUCGCGGGCGUCUGCGGGCCCGUCAUUGGCGGGCUGCUGACGACGUAUGUCGGCUGGCGUUAUGUGUUCUGGAUAAACGCCCCGUGUGCGUUCGUCCCUGGCGUGCUGCUGCUGUUCCUCUGGCCCAAGGACUACCAGCUCUUUGUCAAGAUUGACAUGCGCCGCCUCGACUACCUCGGCGCCGUCCUCAUCCUCGCCGCCACCGUCCUGCCCGUCUUCAUCAUCAACCAGGCCGCCAUCCGCGACUACGCCUGGCGCAGCGCCACCACAAUCUCCGUCCUCGUCCUCGGCGGCCUCUGCUGGGUCGCCCUCGUCCUCUGGCAGCGCCAGCUCGCCCGCGACGCCCGCUUUCGCCACAUCCGGCCCCAGCUGCCCUUUCACAUCCUCACCACCCGCGUCAUGCUCGCUGCGAUAUUCGACACAUUCCUCUCCGGCUUCGUCCUCCUCCUCGCCAUCAUCAACAUACCCCUCCGCUCCCAAAUCGUAAACCUCUACGGGCCCGUCAAGGCCGGCGCUCUGCUCCUCCCCAUGAUGGGCGGCGGCGCGGCCGGUUGCGCCCUCGGCGGCGCCCUGUCACUGCGCCGCAACAACACUUUUCCCGUGCUCGUCGCCGCCAGCGCCAUCCUCACCAUCGCCUCGGGCGUCCUCUCCCGCCUCCCCGACGGCAUCAAGCCCCCCGCGUGGCAGUGGGGUCUCGAAGUCGUCCUCGGCCUCGGCAUAGGCUUGAAAAUCUCUAGCACCACAUUCCUCGCCGUCCUACAAUCUAGUUUCGAGGAUCACGCCAUCUCGCAGGGCAUCAUUGCGCAGAUGCGCGUGUUCGGCGGCAGCCUCGGCGUCGCCAUCAGCAUUAUUGUCCUCAUCACCAAGAUCCAAAACGGACUCGAGGACACCCUCACGCCAGAACAGCUCGCCAGCUUUUACCGCUCGCCGCUGGCCCUCUUCCAGUUUGGCCCGCAGCAGCAGCUUCUCGCGCGGCAGGCCUUCAUCGACGCCUUCCGCGUGGACAUGUAUAUCUGCGUCGGCGUGUCGAUCGCGUCGCUGCUGGUGGCGCUGUUUACGUUCCAGCGGCAUCCGCCGUCAGUCCAGUCCAAGCUGGCAGACUUGGAAAAGGAGCUGUCGAGGGGUGCGCCGCUGACAGACGCCCCGGAAACGGCAGAAGCAUGA
Molecule: messenger RNA, 1758 nt
Organism: Akanthomyces muscarius
Lineage: Eukaryota; Fungi; Ascomycota; Sordariomycetes; Hypocreales; Cordycipitaceae
Exons: 6
Coding region: 1-1758 (585 amino acids)
Biological process (GO): transmembrane transport
Cellular component (GO): membrane
Molecular function (GO): transmembrane transporter activity
Source: RefSeq, a predicted model, not a curated record